Aspergillus tanneri is the source of this 1101-nucleotide messenger RNA. Its product is annotated as zinc-dependent alcohol dehydrogenase. NCBI's taxonomy places the organism in Eukaryota, Fungi, Ascomycota, Eurotiomycetes, Eurotiales, Aspergillaceae. Gene Ontology annotation, molecular function: zinc ion binding; oxidoreductase activity. The record is from RefSeq and is a predicted model, not a curated record. Bases 1 to 1101 code for a protein of 366 amino acids. The transcript has 4 exons.
AUGGCUGAAAUCGAGAUCCCAAAGAAACAAAAAGCCGUCAUCUACGACAAUCCUGGUACCAUCUCUACCAGAGUGGUAGAGCUCGAUGUCCCUGAACCCGGUGUGGGACAAGUGUUGAUUAAUCUGACCAACUCGGGAAUAUGCCACUCCGAUUUUGGUAUUAUGACCAACACCUGGAAGAUUCUCCCAUAUCCCACUCAGCCUGGACAGGUGGGCGGCCACGAAGGAGUCGGCAAGGUCGUCAAGCUCGGUCCUGGUGCCGAGUCUUCUGGUCUGAAGAUCGGUGACAGAGUCGGGGUCAAGUGGAUUGCUAGUGCCUGUUUAAACUGCUUGCCAUGCCAAGCGGGCUCAGAUGGACUCUGCUUCUCCAAGAAGAUCUCAGGAUACUAUACUCCCGGUACAUUCCAGCAGUAUACUUUAGGCCCAGCCAACUAUGUGACACCGAUCCCCGACGGGCUGGCGUCGGAGGAGGCAGCUCCCAUGCUCUGCGCAGGGGUGACGGUCUACGCCGCUCUCAAGAGAAGCAAAGCGCAGCCUGGACAGUGGGUGAUCAUUUCUGGUGCCGGCGGUGGCUUAGGCCACAUUGCCGUGCAACUUGCCGCCAAGGCAAUGGGUCUCCGCGUGAUUGGAAUCGACCACGGCAGCAAAGAAGAGCUGGUCAAGGAGUCCGGCACAGAGCAUUUUGUGGACAUCACCAAGUUCCCCACCGAUGACAAGGGGGAAGCCAUUACGGCUCAUGUCAAGUCCCUCACCGAUGGGCUGGGAGCCCAUGCUGCCCUGGUCUGCACGGCCUCCAAUGCAGCGUAUGCCCAGGCAAUUGGGCUCCUCCGGUUCAACGGCACUCUCGUAUGCGUGGGGAUUCCCGAGAAUGACCUCCAGCCUAUUGCAACCGCGUUCCCCGGGGCGAUGAUCGCCAACCACAUCACCAUCACUGGAUCCGCCGUGGGCACUCGGGCGGAUGCCGUUGAGACGUUGGAUUUUGCCGCACGGGGCAUUAUUAAGGCCCACGUCCGAACGGAGAAGAUGGAUGCCUUGACGAGUAUCUUUGACGACAUGCACCAUGGUAAGCUACAGGGCAGAGUAGUUCUGGACCUGUCUUAG